AUGCCUACAGUUUUCUCGCGGAUAGUAGAUAGACUUGUUGAGUGGACGAAUGCUGCUAAAUAUAUACCCGAAUUUCAGGCAGAUUUCAGGUCUUUAAGACUCUUUAUGGAUCAUAUAUUUGUUCUAAACUCUAUUAUUGAGAUUCAUCUCUCAACUCCUGGACGUAAAGUUUUUGCAUGUUUCGCUGAUUUUAAAAGGGCCUUUCCUUCUGUAAAUCAUGACCUUAUUUGGUCUAAACUUUCGAAGCUGGGCAUUAGCACGAAAUUCAUUAGGAUAAUCAACAGCCUUUACGAUGCAGCUAAGAUGUCCAUCUGUACACUUGACGGUCUCACUGACCCGGUGAACGUGAUUUGCGGGAUUCUCCAAGGAGAACUUUUAAGUACUUUUUUUUAUUGGAGACCUGCAAGAUUUUUUUCGGAACCGGAGAUUAAUGGAGAUCUCUAUCAAUCACUUAAUGGAGAUUAUCUCACUGGCAUAUGCAAAUGA
Messenger RNA from Belonocnema kinseyi, 486 nucleotides. RefSeq lists its product as uncharacterized. NCBI's taxonomy places the organism in Eukaryota, Metazoa, Arthropoda, Insecta, Hymenoptera, Cynipidae. Bases 1 to 486 code for a protein of 161 amino acids. The record is from RefSeq and is a predicted model, not a curated record. The transcript has a single exon.